Clonostachys solani is the source of this 873-nucleotide messenger RNA. The record is from the annotation of a GenBank genome assembly. NCBI's taxonomy places the organism in Eukaryota, Fungi, Ascomycota, Sordariomycetes, Hypocreales, Bionectriaceae.
AUGCUCUUCCCUACGAUAUGGAAGUAUGACGACUCAAAGAAAUAUGACAAUGGCUCUGCUGUCGAUCCGCUCCCCCCCAAGGUUUGGAAGCUGGCCGGGUCCAACGAAGACAUCGAAGCUUUCCGUUCGCUGUACAAUCUGACUCUCGUCGACGCCACACCCCAAGAGGCCGCCUUAAUGCCCUCCUGGCCACAAGCUCUCUUCCAGUUUCUGGUGGUGGCGCCGCCCAUAACUGCGUGUGGCUUCGGCUCGGACAAGUACUCGUUCUUUGGCACCGAAAUCACGCCCGCCCAGUUCCUGCAGGUGGUGCUCUCGCCCUUCAUGUUUGUGGCAUGGUGUGUCUCAUUCGGCCUCACCCAGAGCGACAAGACCACUGGAGGAUGGAUGUCGGUGCUCGGAUGGGCCGCUUGGUACGACCUCCUCGACCACCCCUUUGGAUACUAUGCCCUGCCCCCGCUGGCCUUCCAGUGGGUAGCUUCCUUCGCCCUCGUCAUUCAACGGUGGGUGGGCGGCUUGGGCACUGUCGCCUACCAGAUGGACAGCCUCAACGGGUGUGUCCCUGCCGAUGGCGUGGCAUAUCUUGAGCAGGGGGCGCGCAGUCACAGCUUCCGCAUCGUGCAGAGUGCUACGUUUGCCGUGUCUACGUUCUUUAUGCUGGUGGUGUUUUGGGCCAAGGCCCCGGGGGCCUUUAACCGCAUCAUGGUCAUGCCGGCCCUCACGGAGCUCGUCAUCGCUAUUUUUGUGGCAAGUCAGGGCAGGCCCAUGGUGGUGUCUGGGAACUGCAUGCUUGUGGAAUUAAAACCAGAUGCAGGCUUCUUGGACUCGGACAUCAGUACAAGGUGGAAGGUUUUUGCCUCCUUUAUGGGAUUCUGA